Trichosurus vulpecula (common brushtail) is the source of this 2687-nucleotide messenger RNA. RefSeq names its product cyclin dependent kinase 10 (gene CDK10). The record is from RefSeq and is a predicted model, not a curated record. Gene Ontology annotation, cellular component: nucleus. Gene Ontology annotation, molecular function: cyclin-dependent protein serine/threonine kinase activity; ATP binding. Bases 31 to 1128 code for a protein of 365 amino acids. Gene Ontology annotation, biological process: protein phosphorylation; regulation of mitotic cell cycle. The transcript has 14 exons. NCBI's taxonomy places the organism in Eukaryota, Metazoa, Chordata, Mammalia, Diprotodontia, Phalangeridae.
UUGGGGGGAACGGAAGACGCGGACUGCAACAUGGGGGAUCCCGAGCCGGAAUCGGAGCAGAUUCGCCUGAAGUGCAUACGGCGGGACGGUUUCUUCACGGUGCCUCCGGAGGACAGGCUGGGACAGUGUCGGAGUGUGAAGGAGUUUGAAAAGCUGAAUCGGAUCGGGGAAGGCACCUAUGGUAUCGUAUAUCGGGCCCGGGACACCCAGACAGAUGAAAUCGUGGCCCUGAAGAAGGUUCGGAUGGACAAAGAGAAGGAUGGGAUUCCCAUUAGCAGCCUCCGGGAAAUCACACUGCUCCUUCGGCUUCGUCACCCCAACAUUGUGGAGCUGAAGGAGGUGGUUGUGGGAAACCACCUGGAGAGCAUCUUCCUGGUGAUGGGUUACUGUGAGCAGGACCUCGCUAGCCUCCUGGAGAACAUGCAGACACCCUUUUCAGAGGCUCAGGUAAAGUGUAUCAUUUUGCAAGUCCUUAAGGGCCUUCAGUAUCUUCACAAAAACUUCAUCAUUCACAGGGAUUUAAAGGUUUCCAAUUUGCUUAUGACAGAUAAGGGUUGUGUUAAGACAGCUGACUUUGGCCUGGCUCGGGCUUAUGGUGUUCCCGUGAAGCCAAUGACCCCGAAGGUGGUCACCCUCUGGUACCGGGCCCCUGAACUCCUCUUGGGAACAGCAACCCAGACUACCAGCAUCGACAUGUGGGCGGUGGGCUGUAUCUUGGCGGAGUUGUUGGCUCAUAAGCCCCUCCUCCCAGGCAGUUCUGAGAUCCACCAGAUUGACCUGAUCGUGCAGCUGCUUGGGACACCCAAUGAGAACAUCUGGCCGGGCUUUUCCAAGCUGCCUCUAGUCAGCCAGUAUAGCCUGAGGAAACAGCCGUACAACAACCUCAAACACAAGUUUCCGUGGCUCUCUGAGGCAGGGUUACGUCUGCUCAACUUCCUCUUCAUGUAUGACCCAAAGAAAAGGGCCACGGCUGGGGAUUGCUUGGAAAGCUCCUACUUUAAAGAAAAGCCAUUGCCCUGUGAGCCUGAGCUCAUGCCCACCUUCCCUCACCAUCGGAACAAGCGGGCUGCCACAAGCACCACCACCUUGGCGGGAGCUGAGAGCCAGGGCAAGCGAAGCAAGCCCUGAGGUGCUUCUAGGCCCUCUCCCAAGACUCUGGGCUGACCAGAAACAGGAGCCUGUCUUUGGAAGAGGCCACAAGGUCAAGCCCUCCUCACUCCUCUGCUUCAGGGGAGGUCUUUUCUACCUUCCCUCGCAUCAGGGAAGGAGUCAGAUUAUUUCGUUCAGUCUCAGUUUCCUCUCCCCUGCAAGCCGGCCUCAGCUGCUUUGUCAAGGUUUGAAGUUCUGAAUUGUCCUCAAAGGUCACCGUGGUGGAUCCCGAAAAGUCAGAACCAGAAUAGCCAAAUAGACUGGACUGUGGUCUGAGAGCUGGCCCUGUGCAGUGUGGAGUGGCCAGCCAGAAAGUAAUGAGUAUUUUCAGCCAUGACAUACUUAGGAAGACUUUCUUCUGAAAGGCAGCAGGAUCGCAAGUCUGCCCCCCACACUGAUGAAAUCAGAGCUCUCUGAAGCAGAUACCAGCCUCUGCCGGAAGGCUGGCUCAGUCUCUUCACUCAAAGACCAGUAAAAUUCCCCGGGUGGAUGUUGGAGCCAGCUUGGGUGGCACGAAGAGGUGGGGGAUGAGAGCAGCCAAUGGCUCCUGGAACGUCCCGGCUUUUACUCUAGAACACAUGGGAUGUUCCAGGAGAGGCAGCCUAGGCCAUCAUGUUUGGUUUCCAGCUCUCUGGGCCUAGGACACUGUGGCUGGUAUAAGGACAUUCUACUCAUUUUCCUUCUCCUUCAGUUCAUGCCCUCAGUUGUGGUGUUAGGACAAAAGAUUCUAUUAAUGCUCUCUCUGCCCUUUGCCCUUCUUAGCUUCUCAUUCAGUAAAAGUCACCCCCUUUUUCCAGGUAGAUCAGGGAGGCUGAGGCACCAGGUACAUAGCCUUGGGUGCAGAUUGAUUUGUAAGUAGUCUGGUGAGCGAUGGCCAGACACCUGCCAAUGUCUCACUGAGAACAGGUAGCUGCCAGAACUCACCUUGGGCCUCAGCAGACACCUCCCGGACUCUUUCUCUGGCGUUCAGCCCAGUGUUCCAGCUGGCAGUGACGAGGCUGGAACAGGGCGAGAAUUUGGUUUUCCCCACCUGGAAGACAGACACAAGGUUUGGGGAGGGAAAGAAAGCUGGGCUGGAGAGAUCUGGGUUCCAGUCACUGCUAGAUCUUACCUGCUUCCUUCUUCUGAGGAGAUGAGGUCUAGCAGGGUUCUGUCAUAUGGAGUGUGGAGGAAACCCUGCCCCCCUAUAAUUCAGCCAUAAGGACUGGACCGAGUUUGUUCACCCUGAUGCUGAGCUCCCUUCGAGGGAAGGGAGUGCUUCAGGAGGUCCGGAUGUCAGGAAGAACUUAAGGGAACAGAGAUCCAGUUGUAUCCUGGUAUAAAUAAUGUCCUGUCCCCAGGACCCCGGGUGGAGGACCUCAGCAGCCUUUCACGAAUGAGACCAGGAACUCUGGGGCCUGAUGGGGGAUAGAGUUAGCCUCCUGUCCUAGAGGAGCCAAAAUUACACCUUCUGUAAGAGGGCACUGGGGGGGAAACAAACUGUGUUUGUUCAAAUGCAGCUUUUGAAAAGUGUUUUAAAGACUGCUCUUUGAAUGCUA